AUGACCGUUGACAAGGUUAAAUUGGUUAUUGAUUCCGAUGGGGUCAGUGAUGACGUCAGAGCCAUCUCCCUGGCCCUCCAACACCCCAAAGCUGAAAUUCUUGCGUUCACCGCAGUCCACGGCUGUGUUACUGUAGAUCAAGCGUGUGCAAACAUCAAAAGAACAAUUCGAGCUAAUGAGGGCGCCCAAAAUUUCUCGAAAAUUCCCGUGUACAAGGGAGCGGCCAAGUCGAUUCUCUCGUUGCCCAAAGACGACACUGUCUCCACUUUUUUCGGAGACGAUGGCAUCGGGGAUAAGCCGGACGAGUUCCCGAAAGUCGAGCAGUCUGACGUUGAGGGAGAGGGAAAGCAUGCCGCGUUGGCGAUGAUCGAUAUUUUUAGGGAGAAUCGGGAUGCUACUUUGGUAACAAUCGGCCCGCUAACCAACGUCGCAAUUGCUCUCCAACUAUGCGAGGAGUUUGCAACGUACCCAUCGAGAAUGGUGAUAAUGGGCGGGAACUAUUACGCAGUGGGAAAUGUGGAUGGAGGUUCCUCCGCCGAAUACAACUUCCACGGCGAUCCGGAAGCCGCGAGCAUCGUCCUCCGUCGCAUGAAGUGUCCCAUCACCAUCGUCCCAUGGGAGGCCUUCUACUUCGAGUCGAAAGUUCAUAACGAGUCGGUCAACUUCUCCGCCCACCUCAAAUAUGACACCCCGCUAGCCGGGUAUCUCUCAUUGGCUACUAGUAUUGGACGCAUAAAAUGCGAACAAAACGGUCGCCAAUAUUCGUACUGCGACGAAAUCGCUGUCGCCACGGCUAUCGACGAGGAGAAAAUUGCUACUAAAUCCCAGUACCUGUACGUGGAUGUGGAGUUGAAUGGGACGAAGACCAGGGGACAGGUUGUGGUGGACUGGACAGAGCAGUUGUGGUCCAAUGAGGAGGCGCCGAAUACGCACACCCACCGUCGCGUCAAAUUCGUCACCUCCUACGACGUGCACACCGUCGACAAGUGGCUUCAUGCCGCCACAUCUGGCAGCGGGCAAUUCUAG
Messenger RNA from Caenorhabditis remanei, 1026 nucleotides. RefSeq lists its product as uncharacterized. Bases 1 to 1026 code for a protein of 341 amino acids. The transcript is spliced from 6 exons. The record is from RefSeq and is a predicted model, not a curated record. Gene Ontology annotation, molecular function: hydrolase activity, hydrolyzing N-glycosyl compounds. NCBI's taxonomy places the organism in Eukaryota, Metazoa, Nematoda, Chromadorea, Rhabditida, Rhabditidae.